AUGGCCCAGCCGGUUUCAGCUCAAGCCGUGCCUAAAACAAAGACGAAGUCCAAGCAGAGGUAUCUCAAAGCCAAGAAGGACCGUCGCAAGAAGCGUAAAUCCACCGCUGCAGUUGUUACCACCUUCCCCCACGCGACACAAGCCGACUCUCACUCAAGUGACGCGAGCAGCGACGAAGAGGGCGGAGAUGACGCUCCAUCAUCACCCACACCCGCGAAACGCACGCACACGGAGGACGGUAGACCGAAGAAACGGCGAAAAUUGCACACAGAAGAAGCACUUCCCAUUCCCGCUGAGGUACAAGACGAGGAAGAGGACGAGCCGGUCGUCAAAUCUUCUCCGCCUCCCGCAAGAUCCCCCACUCCACCCGUCGCGCUCCCUGCAUUUCCCCAGCCCAGAAAACCAGAGGCACCGUCGAAGUCUGUUCUCGCUCUCCAAGGUCUCGAAAGGGCCCUCAUCGAGGCGGAGGUUGUCGAUCCCGCCACCAUUCUCAAGCUUGAAGUUUCGCUGGAGGUGGAGGACGAGCGGACAGGACUGAGUGGGAAGGUGAGGAGGAGGCUGCAAGAUCUGGGCAUUACGGAGCUCUUUGCUGUGCAGACCGCCGUUGUCCCAUUAUUGUUGGCAAAACCUGGCUCGCGCUCGCUCUAUAGGCCCUACGACCCACCGGAAGACCUUUGCGUGUCUGCACCAACGGGAAGCGGGAAGACACUGGCAUAUGUUUUGCCCAUUAUCGAAGUUUUGUCGUCGCGAAUGGUCACUCGACUACGGGCACUGGUGGUGUUACCCACAAGGGACCUGGUCGUUCAAGUCCGAGAGACUUUUGAGGCGUUAGCGAAGGGUCGCGGGCUGAAGAUCGGGACUGCCACCGGGCAACACUCCUUUUCACACGAGCAGUCGCAGCUGGUCGCUGACAAAAAUACUGAUCUGCAGGGGGGAUCAAGCAAGAUUGACAUCCUUAUUUGUACACCCGGACGGCUUAUUGAUCAUUUGAAUGGCACACCGAACUUCUCAUUACAGCACCUGCGCUUCUUGGUAAUCGAUGAGGCUGACCGCCUCCUCGCCCAAUCGUUCCAAGAUUGGCUGACACAAGUGCUCACCGCUACUCGUCCUCCGGAACCAUCGGCGUUUGGCACCAAUGACGCGUUUACAGACUCCUCUCGAAGUGGGCGACCUUACGCCGAUGCGCUUGCUCCGGGUUUCCGUCAGCUUCUCAGGGUCUCACCCCAUGUCCAAACGGACUUCGAGGACAAGAAAGAACCGUCGUGCCAAAAACUCCUCUUCUCGGCAACACUAACGCGAGAUCCCGCCAAGAUUUCUGCGCUUGGCUUGCGUCAACCGAAGUACAUCGUUGUGCAGAGGCCCAAGGUCGCUUCAACCAAAGCAGAGGGUGUGUUGGACUUUGUCAUGGAGAAGUUCACCAUGCCAGCUACGUUAACCGAACACAUGGUGGUGUGCAACUCCGCGACGAAACCUCUCAUGCUGUUUCAUCUCGUGCAUUCCCGCGACGUCAUUAAUGCGCUGGUGUUCACGAAGUCAGCGGAAUCCACCACGCGCCUUGUGCGUCUUUUCGGGUUCUUCGAGGAGGAGAUGCGCAAGGGAAAGGAAAGCUGCGCCGUGGUCGCACGCGCGUAUUCCUCCGACCUUGCCCCGGUGGAACGGAAGUCCAUUCUGGAGCAAUUCAAGGACCAAAAAAUCCACAUAUUGGUGUGCUCCGACCUCAUCUCGCGUGGCAUCGACAUCAGCCACGUCUCGCACGUUGUGAGCUACGAUGUUCCAGUGGACUUCCGCAAGUACGUCCACCGUGUGGGUCGUACGGCACGCGCAGGCCGCGCAGGCGACGCCUGGACUCUCGUUGAGGAACAAGAGGCGCGCUAUUUCAAGAGCAUGCUGAGGGAGGCGGACCAUCUGGACAAGGUGAAGCGCCUGAGGGUGUCAGAUGCGGAGGUGGAACCGCUCAAGCCUGCGUACGAGACGGCGUUGAUGAAUUUGAAGGAGGCCUAUGCGCGCUCGGGGUGA
This is a messenger RNA of Epithele typhae, 2016 nucleotides long. Its product is annotated as DEAD-domain-containing protein. The transcript is spliced from 11 exons. The coding region runs from base 1 to 2016 and encodes 671 amino acids. Gene Ontology annotation, cellular component: nucleus. The record is from RefSeq and is a predicted model, not a curated record. NCBI's taxonomy places the organism in Eukaryota, Fungi, Basidiomycota, Agaricomycetes, Polyporales, Epitheliaceae. Gene Ontology annotation, molecular function: ATP binding; nucleic acid binding.